Messenger RNA from Neohortaea acidophila, 805 nucleotides. RefSeq lists its product as uncharacterized. The transcript has 3 exons. Lineage: Eukaryota; Fungi; Ascomycota; Dothideomycetes; Mycosphaerellales; Teratosphaeriaceae. The record is from RefSeq and is a predicted model, not a curated record. Gene Ontology annotation, biological process: protein import into nucleus. Bases 165 to 749 code for a protein of 194 amino acids. Gene Ontology annotation, cellular component: nucleus. Gene Ontology annotation, molecular function: small GTPase binding; guanyl-nucleotide exchange factor activity.
UUCAAUGUCAAUGAUCGCCGACAAGGGAAGCAUUCACGGCGCGUUUUCUUCACUGCCGGAGUGCGGAUCUCGGAUUUGCAACUACACCUCCUCCACCACACUAAAAUGCACCAUAUCCUUCCCUUCUCCACAUUCCUUCAUCACAUUUCCAACACGACAACACAAUGACCGAAUACCGCCCCACGCCCCUCUUCGGCGGCGCGAUAACCACCUCCCUCCCCUCAACCUUCGCAGACGUAAGCGAAAUCCGCCAAGUGCCCGACAACCAAGAAGUCUACCUCGACCCGCACGGCACGACGAGCAUCCUCUUCGACAUUCUGGAGCGAGUGGAGAAACCUGACGUCGAGGCGCUGCAUUUCCACCUUGAGGAUAUUGUCGAUGACGAUGCGCGGGUGAAGGUGUGGGGGAGUGGGACGGUGCAUUUGGCUAAGAUCCCGCGAGAUGUACAGGCGUACGCUUUACUAGCUACCUCCCCUACUGCCGGGAACAGCAGCAGCAGCAACGCAGCGCAACGCAGCGAAGCCGAUUUCGUCGGCAUCUUGCUUACCAUGGUUCGACUCGAGGAGCAGAAAACAGACUUGCUUAUUGUUAUCAACGUCCCCCAUCUCGAAGCGGACGGGUACAAGCCUAGCGAUGUGGAUUUGGAGAGGGGUAGGUAUGGGCCGCUGCUGGAGCGGGCGAUGGAAUUUCGGGCGAAGAUUUGGGAGACGUUGGAUGUUAAGGAUUGGGGGUUAUUUGGGGAGGGGUGAAUGUAGAGUCUAGAACUGGCUUUUUGCUUGCGGGCUAAUGAAAGAUGGAUAGCGAA